Messenger RNA from Culex pipiens pallens (northern house mosquito), 1766 nucleotides. RefSeq names its product UNC93-like protein. Gene Ontology annotation, molecular function: potassium channel regulator activity. The record is from RefSeq and is a predicted model, not a curated record. The transcript is spliced from 6 exons. Lineage: Eukaryota; Metazoa; Arthropoda; Insecta; Diptera; Culicidae. Bases 207 to 1712 code for a protein of 501 amino acids. Gene Ontology annotation, biological process: regulation of potassium ion transport; regulation of muscle contraction. Gene Ontology annotation, cellular component: plasma membrane; striated muscle dense body.
GUCCAUUCACUCUCGAUUUGCCUGGGAGACUGGUUUCGGUAACGAUCACUCAGCGGAAACCAGUUUCUACGACUCUAUUCGAGGGCCACCCUAUUAUUUCAUUCAUCGCGCUGCGACUGUUGAUCGCCUACUUAGUUUCGAUCGCGACACCGUUUUGAUAGGAAGUGUUCUUGGGAUAAAACUUUUGGAGUGCCUACUUGGAUCCGAUGGACAACGUGGAAGGCGAAAGCAACGGUUCCGCGGUGACCGCGCCGGCCACCGACAAGGAAAAUGGCGUCGCGACGCCCCAGUUUGGACCGGGGGAAAACUACCGGAUCAUCAAGAACAUUGCGAUUUUGGGCUUUGCCUUCAUGAUCCACUUUACGGCGUUCCACGGAACGUCCAACCUGCAGAGUUCGGUCCACUCGGACGGGUCGCUCGGAGCGUUCACGCUGGCCUCCAUCUACGGGUCGCUGAUUCUGUCAAACAUCUUUCUACCGGUUAUGGUUAUAAGAUGGCUGGGCUGCAAGUGGACGAUCGUGGUGUCGUUCGUGGCGUACAUGCCCUACCUGGCGGCCCAGUUCUAUCCCCGGUUCUACACGCUCAUUCCGGCCGGGCUGGCCGUCGGAUUUGGCGGGGGGCCGCUGUGGUGCGCCAAGUGUACCUAUCUGUCGGUGAUUGCCGAGGCGUUCAGCGUCAUCAAGCAGCGCAAGGUGAAAGCGGACUAUCUGAUCGUCAAGUUCUUUGGGCUGUUUUUCGUGUUCUACCAGUUGGCGCAGGUGCUGGGGAAUUUGAUCUCGUUCUCGGUGCUCUCCUACGGCCAAGACGACUCCGCUUCGCACCUCAACUCCACCACAGCCUACUCGGUGGUCAACAUUUCGGAAACCUGCGGCGCCAACUACGUCGCUCCGGUGGAUCGCCAAAAGUCCCUGGCAAACGAAACAAAUCUGGACCUCCACCGACCAGAUGCCACCAGACUGAACGUUCUUACGGGAAUCUUCCUUGCUUGUAUGGCCAUUGCCAGUCUUUCCGUAGCGGUUGGUGUUGAUUCGCUGAAGAGGUACAACCUUGGCAGGACGGGAUCUGGGUCGGGAAUCUCCGGGGUUAAGAUGUUGGUGAUAACGGUUAAGCAGUUGGCGAACAAGUACCAGAUUUUGUUGCUGCCAAUUACAAUGUUUAUCGGAGUGGAGCAAGCAUUCAUUGCGGUUGAUUUUACGGCGUCUUUCGUGGCGUGUGGCCUCGGGAUCAGUUACAUCGGUUACGCAAUGAUCAGCUUUGGUCUGGCGAACGCCUUUGCCGCGGCCGUCACUCCGUACAUCACGAAGCUGAUUGGCCGCUUCCCGAUGAUCCUGGCGACGGCCGUUUUUCACUGCGCGCUGAUUGUGUUCAUGUUGCUGUGGAAACCAACCGACCAGUACUACGCCUACUCUAUCAUCGUAGCAUGCUGGGGCCUGGCGGACGGCAUUUGGCUGAUUCAAAUUAACGCUCUCAGCGGGAUUUUGUUUCCAGGCAAUGAGGAGGCUGCGUUCAGCAAUUUCCGACUGUGGGAGGCCACCGGGUCGGUCAUCAUGUACGCAACCAGCCCGAUUUUGUCGACCUUCACCAAGUUGGUGUGCAUUCUGUGCGUGAUGGUGGUUGGGACGAUUGGCUACACCAGCAUCGAAGUGAUGGAGUACAGAAUCAAGCGUGGUGCGGCUGGGAAGCGAUUCGAAAUGAUCCAGCAAACCAGUUAAUGAAGGACGACGUGCAGAACGAGUAUUUAAAAUAAACCACCGUUGAAUGUUGUA